Ornithorhynchus anatinus (platypus) is the source of this 5194-nucleotide messenger RNA. It is a transcript of the gene PHACTR1, whose product is annotated as phosphatase and actin regulator 1. The coding region runs from base 496 to 2418 and encodes 640 amino acids. The record is from RefSeq and is a predicted model, not a curated record. Gene Ontology annotation, molecular function: actin binding. NCBI's taxonomy places the organism in Eukaryota, Metazoa, Chordata, Mammalia, Monotremata, Ornithorhynchidae. Gene Ontology annotation, biological process: cell motility; stress fiber assembly. The transcript has 16 exons.
UUAAGGAUGGAGAGCUUGUCCGAGUUGAAUUUUUGGCUUGCGCUUGGACCAAGCUGUCGGAUUGCAGGUUUAAAAAAUAGAUAGGGGAACUGAGGAGAAGGGAGCGGGUGCGCCCCGUAUUUCAUUCUAUGAAAAUAACCAGCAAUUAUAAUUCCUCACCUUGUUUGGUGCUCAGAAUAAAAGUGACACCGCACAACUACACCGAGCAUCCGUCGUGAUUAGGAAGUACUCCACACCUUGGAGAGCAGUGGAGACCUAAGAAUAAUUUGAAAUGCAAAUGAAAUUGAGGGGGUAGCAGCGAGAACGUAUAAAAGACAGCUUUGGAAUCGAGGUUGAAGUGAAAAUUAGAAGCCGCUCGCUCGGGCUCCCAGGCUUGGAUGUAUUGCAUGGCUUUAACUCAUGCCACUCGGCGAGGUGGACAGAGGUCAGUGAUCUCGGAACUCGACUGAUCAUUUUCUUUCAAAAGAGAGAAGUGUUGAAUUUGUAACAUCAAGGAUGGAUUAUCCAAAGAUGGAUUACUUUCUGGAUGUUGAGUCUGCUCACAGACUGUUUUACAGUCAAGGAGCUCAAGCACGCCGGGCGACCCUGCUCCUUCCUCCCACAUUAAUGGCGGCAUCAUCCGAAGAGGAUAUAGACCGGCGGCCCAUCCGGAGAGUCCGCUCCAAGAGCGACACCCCCUACCUCGCCGAAGCCAGGAUAUCCUUCAACCUAGGGGCAGCUGAGGAGGUGGAGAGGUUGGCUGCGAUGCGCUCUGACUCCCUGGUACCGGGCACCCACACCCCUCCCAUCAGGAGAAGAAGCAAAUUUGCCAACCUGGGAAGGAUCUUCAAGCCUUGGAAAUGGAGGAAGAAGAAAAGUGAAAAGUUCAAGCACACGUCCGCAGCUCUGGAAAGAAAAAUAUCAAUGAGGCAGAGCCGAGAGGAGCUUAUAAAACGAGGUGUCCUGAAGGAAAUCUAUGAUAAAGAUGGGGAACUGUCCGGAUCGAGCGGAGAAGGAUCGCUGGAGAACGGGCAGGCCUUGAGCGCCAGCCAGCUCUCACUCCCAGCCCUGUCGGAGAUGGAGCCAGUUCCGAUGCCCAGGGAUCCCUGUGCCUACGAGGUGCUCCAACCCUCAGACAUCAUGGACGGGGCAGUGUCUGAAGAAAGCCCCUCAGCUAAUGAACCUGGAGCCCUCCUGUCCCAAGAUCCUUCAGCCAAACCAGUCCUGCUACUUCCCCCCAAAAAACCUGCUGCUUACCCCGGAGACCAUGACGACAACCCAGUUAAACUGCUGUCCCUUCUCAAGCAGCCCCCUGCCCUGCCUCCUAAACCCAUUGCCAGGAUUCCCAACCAUUUGACUGAUCCCGGUGCCCCCGUGAAACUGCCUUGUCUGCCCGUGAAACUGUCGCCCCCGCUACCUCCAAAGAAAGUCAUGAUCUGCAUGCCGUUAGGAGGGCCGGACCUCUCUCUGGCUUCGUACGCCCAGCAGAAGAGUAUCCAGCAGCCCUUGAGUCAGCAGCAUCACCACACUGUCCUGCCAUCCCAGUUACAGCACCAGCUGCAGUACGGCAGCCUCGGGCCGCACCACCCCUCGGCCUCCGGCUCCCUCCCCAUGCACCCCUCCGGGUGCCGGAUGAUCGACGAGUUGAAUAAGACCCUGGCGAUGACCAUGCAGAGGCUGGAGAGUUCUGACCAACGGGGUCCCUGUCCCUCUUAUCAUAGUUCUGGUUUGCACUCGAGUGACGGUGUCACGAAAACAGGGCCCGUGGGCCUUCCCGACUUAAGACAAGUGCCAACUGUUGUGAUCGAAUGUGAUGACAAUAAAGAAAAUGUGCCUCACGAAUCAGACUAUGAAGACUCGUCCUGCCUGUACACCCGAGAAGAGGAGGAUGAAGACGAAGACGAAGAUGAUGAUGGCUCUCUAUAUACCAGCUCUCUGGCCAUGAAGGUGUGCAGAAAAGAUUCCUUAGCCAUCAAGCUCAGCAACAGGCCCUCUAAGCGGGAGUUGGAGGAAAAGAACAUUCUCCCCAGGCAGACCGACGAGGAGAGGCUGGAGCUGAGGCAGCAAAUCGGGACAAAGCUCACCAGGCGCCUGAGCCAGAGACCGACUGCUGAGGAAUUGGAACAAAGGAAUAUUCUGAAACCACGCAAUGAGCAAGAGGAGCAAGAGGAGAAACGAGAGAUCAGGAGGAGGCUAACCCGCAAGCUGAGUCAAAGACCCACGGUGGAAGAGCUGCGGGAAAGGAAGAUCCUGAUCCGCUUCAGCGACUACGUCGAAGUGGCAGACGCUCAGGAUUACGACCGGAGGGCGGAUAAGCCCUGGACGAGACUCACCGCCGCCGACAAAGCAGCCAUUCGCAAGGAGCUCAAUGAAUUUAAAAGCACUGAAAUGGAAGUCCAUGAAUUAAGUAGGCAUCUAACAAGGUUUCACCGCCCUUAGCAGUCAGACUCCAGCCGAAUACGACGCUGUCUUCAGAACAUAAAUUUAAAAGAACCAUAAGUGCUGGUAUGAUUCACUCCCCCUGUUACAUUGUAAAUCUUCUGAACUGCCUUGUUUUAAGAGAGAGAGAGAGAGAAAAGGAAACCAAGGAGCACGGUAUCUCGGUGAGGAGUGGAAUGGGAACAGUGCUCCAUCGCCAGAGCUGCGACCACACCUUCUGACAUUGAGAGACGCCUCCCGGGCAGGGCCGAGGGCACCAGCUGGCGUCCUCGUUUUAAGACUUGCUGGCAUGUGGAUCUGACCUAUUUUGUCCGAGGCCAGCUGGUCCCGCAUCCAUUCCGUCAUCAGCCACCCUCGUCCUCGGGGCGCCGAUCCCUCCGCUCCACAGACCUCUGAGGCGGUAGCUCCGGCCAUGGUGGUGUGAAGUCCGAGUCCCGACUGGCUUCCUGUGCCCGGCCACCAGCACUUCAACCAAAAUGACUGAGAGAGAUGGGAGGGAGGGCUGCUGCUUUGCAGUCCCUACCUCCCUGCUACUCCCACGCUAAACCCCAGAGGGAAAGCCCUGCCCCUCAGCAGUGGUCGAAGCCCCAAAUGCCACCCUUUGGCUUCCUGGGGGUGGGGGGGGGUGCCUUGGAAAUGAAAUGAUAAUGCUGAUUGACUGCUAGGAGCGGCUGGACCAAAGCUGAGCAGAGUGGCUUUCACCUUAAUUUCCAAAAUCCACAAUGAUCAGCCCCAAAGACUGGAGGAGAGAUGGGACAGGAGGAUGAUGGCGGAGUGAUCCGGGGUUGUAAGGAAAGCGGGGAUUAUGGGCAUUAACACGUUACCGAAGGUAAAUACUAGCAUCACUUCUUAACAGACAGGGAGGGAACUCUUCUUGCCCAUUCUUAAUUCUUAAUCUUCCUCUCUCAGCUCCAGGGCACCACUACACAGUCUUUUUUGUCAAGGAAGGUGAUGCCUUCCGAACAUGACUUGAGCUUAAAAGCAAACCGGGAAAUUCAGCCCAACGCGGUCAGUCUUUAGAUGAGAAACUUCCCAUUCCCUCAGCUUUUACUCUGGGCAGAAGCACACCCUUUCCGAAGGCUGAAGCGAACAGGGGUGUGGUGGCCGUCCUCUCACUCGUGUGGGGAAGAAAUCCAUCUGCUGCCCUGCAUAGCUAGGUGAGUCAGUAAUCCUAGAAAGGCCAAUGCCAGCCAAAUUCUCCUGGCAGCUCUCGGCCCCGAUGACUAAACAGUGCAUAUUCCUCACAAGGAAGAAGACCGAAUGCCUUCUCGUGCCCUGCGUCGGGGACAGAGACACGUUACUCUGGGAGUAGGAAUAAGGAAGAAGCUGCUUCCUUUCCCAGGCACGUUACCUACCAGAACCUGGUGCGUGCGUUCCCUUGAUGCCACAAGUCCGCCGGGAUCAUUAUCAGGGCUGAAUACUUACUGGCAGGGAUAAAAGAAGGUCCCCGGCCUAUGAAGGCAUCCUAGCGAGAGAAGGAGGAGGCAGCAUUAAUAGAAAAAUUCCUUUCCCAUCACCCAUACCAGCAGCCCAGCCCCGAAUAGAGAACGUGAGGCCCAGCUUAGGUUCAAGUCAGAAACACGGAGCAGGCAACCUAUGCGGGCAGAAUGACCCAACCUCCACCUGGGUCGAGUGCGAAUUACAGGAGACAGUGGAGUCUAUCUGCUGGGGUUAAGUGUAACUUCACGUUCCUGUUUCUCAAGCACCACCAGGCCGUUUAGUGCUCAGGUUCUGCCCAAAGUGGCCUCCCCACGAUCCACUGGGUCAUUCCGAAGCACGUGGAGGUUUAGAAAAAUUACACCUCAAAGUGCCUCUUGGCACAGGGACAGAUGAGACAGUUCUACGAGGCUUAAUUCAGAGGUCACCCACCUGCCAUCUCCCAUGGACCAAACCGCAUCAGGCCCUAUCCGAUCUGCUGAAAUCCACUCGGAACCUCCUUUUUCCUGUGCUGUGGCAGCAGGUAGGGACAAGCAACAGUACCAAUUCAACAGCAUCCAAAGAGGUGGACUUGAAUCUACUAAAGCCACAGCUACCAUAAUCAUGGUACCUUUUUAUAUUUCAAACAUAUCAGUGGUUUUAAGCAUUUGCGCUAGUAUAGGACUGUGUAAUGUCUCCAAAUUUAAGGAAAGGAAUCUGUGGAUUUUAGUCAUCCCCAAUUAUAACGAAGGCCUCUCUGCGGCCAAAGGCACAGUGAAUGCUCUGGCACCUUUGUUGUACGGUACUCUCCCAAGCGCUUAGUACAGUGCUCUGCACGCGGUAAGCGCUCAUUAAACACCACUGAGUGAUCAAAUGUUGCAUCAGAUUAGAUUGACCAAAGCAACAAUAAAUGAAACAAUAGAAAAUGAGAUUUUUUUUGUUUUCUCAGUUGAGAAAGUGACACUUACAAACUGCUGAAUGGAAGGGGUUGCGCGUGCUCAGACGGAUGUCGUUUUUAACAGUUCUUCAUGUGCGGACAAGCAAGCGCAGGGCAAGUUGGUGGCUUCUUCCCACGUGUCUGAAUUCCAAAGCCAGAUGCAUUUUCCAGUUGAUAUGCCGGUGUCUGUACAUAGAGUUUGUCUUUGUAUAGGAGUGAAUGUGGUGACUGUCAAUCCUGUGCUCUUCCAGUAUUGUAAUUUAACAGAUUAUGUCUGUAUGAAAAAAGGAAAUGUAAAUAUAAAAGAAAACUUAAACUGGGUCUCUAUGUCCUAAGUUUUGUACAUACUGAAACUGCAUGCUAUUUAAAUUAUUGUCCGUCUCUGAUGAUGUAUGCAGUUUCUUUAAAAAAAAAAAAAAAUUU